AAACUACCAAAGAUAGCACGUGGAAAUGAACCUCUCAACAGGUCAAAGCCUCUGAGAGAAAUCCAAGGUGAAUAGACUUUUCUGGAUUCUCUUUCUGUUUUGUCCUAUAGAGAGGAUGUAAUUAUCAUUUAUGACAUAUCUUAGCAUCUUGCCAUAAUUCACAUUGCAAGAAUGAUUUACACCAUCUGGGGCCUGAAGUGCAUUAAAAGUGAUCUAAGGACUCCCCUUAAUUGCAGUGAGCUAUGAGUCAAGCCCUUGAACUCUGUUAGGGCAAGCUUCACUAAAUGCAGUCUUGUAAGCAAUUUUUAUUGAAAUGUAAGCAGUUUUUGACUGCAGAAGGCAAGCUGUGUUGAUGUUUAAUAGUUGAUUUACUCAGUGGCAUGUGUAGAAAAAGCUUAGGGAAAGAAGGCCAAGAUGUGCAAGCUGCUGGAGAAUUUUCCAUCUUGAACAGUGCUUAAAGUCAAGUAAGGAGUAAAUUUUUGUUCCUUACUUAAGUGUGGACAUAUUCCAACUCCCCUGCAGGAUGAGUUGUAAUAGCUUACUCUGCUGAAUUCCUGUGAAGGUCCUUCUUUGUUAUUACAGUGCCUAGAAGUGUGUAUUUAUAAAUGACCUGGCCCAACAGAAUUGGCCACUUGGCAGCGUUGUACUUCAGCUCACUUUUGAAGUGAAACUAGUAAAUGGAAGGGUGAAGGGGACAGGAAUUUCACUUGUGUGCCUGUGUAUUAAACAGCACUGUACAAUCCAGAGAGGGAUUUAAUGGUUUACCUUAAAGCUCAGGCCUUCCUUCAGUUGUCUGGGCAUUGCGAGGAAAUACUAGAGGUAUGUAAUGGUUUGGGAGGUUGGGGGUCUUUUGGUGUUAUACAUGAGUCCCCCAGCUGAUGUUCCGAGACAGUCACAGAGUAGAGAAAGUCUUGAGCAGCUUACGCUAUCAGUAGACAGGAGAGAUGGGCACAGCUUGAUAGGACGCUAUUCUAAAGAAAGAGGACUUUUACAGGACCACACAGCAACCCAGUAAUAGUAUUUUCUGAGCCUCAGUGUAGUAUUCAGCUGCUGGAUCAACUGCUUCCAAAUAUUGUCCUUUUGCUGGGUGUAGUCUCCUCCUCUCUUUCCCAAAACCCAAGGUGCCCCUAGAGUCUGCAGUACGAGCUGGCAUGUCCUGCAGAAGCCCCUUAGCCUGGCUCCUCCCUCUCUUUUAACUGUAUAAUAGUGUUGAAUGCCUGUGAGCAUUCAGUGUUCCAGCAGUUUCAUUGUGCCUGUUCAUCGCGUUGCUUCUGCUAGUACCCAGUCAGACAAACGGAACUAGGAGAGGCUAAAGGAAUCGCUCAGGAAGUUUCCUUUAGACAGUAGAUAUUUCUGCUCCAAUGGAUAAAGGUCUUCACUUCAUGUUCUGCGUGAUUGCAACCAUGCUGCUCCUGAGAGAAUCAAGUCAGACAGGAGCUACGAGGAAUGAUGAUGCUGUGAGUAAGGGCACUGGCUCAAGGGGACCAGAAGAGGGUCUUCCAACUUUGACUGUCACAACAAUCCUGGAAGAUCCUUAUGUCAUGGUGAGAAGUGCAGAACUGGAGGGAUACUGCAUUGAUUUGCUGAAAGCACUUGCUGCAAUGCUUCACUUCAGCUACAAGGUGAAGGUGGUGAGCGAUGGGCAGUAUGGUGCCGUCUCUUCCAAUGGGAACUGGACAGGGAUGGUUGGUGAAAUUUUGAGACAGGAAGCAGACAUUGCAGUGGCUCCGUUGACAGUCACGUCAGCAAGGGAAGAGGUGGUCUCCUUCACCACGCCAUUCCUGCAGACUGGGAUUGGAAUCUUGCUUCGAAAAGACACCGCCUCUCAGGAGAUGUCUUUCUUCCACUUCCUGGCUCCUUUCAGUAAGGAGACCUGGACUGGCCUUUUAUUUGCUUAUGUGCUGACGUGCUUCUGCCUCUUUCUUGUUGCCAGACUGAGCCCCUGUGAAUGGAAUGAGCCAAAGAAUGAAGAGAACCACUUUACCUUCUUGAACAGCCUCUGGUUUGGAGCAGGAGCACUUGCCCUGCAAGGUGUCACCCCUCGGCCCAAAGCGCUCUCUGUGCGGGUCAUCGCUGCUGUCUGGUGGCUGUUCACCAUCGCCUUGCUGGCUGCCUACAUCGCCAACUUCACCGCUCUGCUGAGCUCUGGCAGUGAGCAGCUCCCAAUCCAGACUUUUGAAGAUCUUGUGAAGCAAAGAAAGCUUGAGUUUGGGACUCUGGACGGCUCCUCUACUUUCUACUUCUUCAAGAACUCCAAGAAUCCUAUCCAUCAGAUGAUCUAUGAAUAUAUGGACAAGAGACGAGACCGCGUUUUAGUCAAAACCUACCAGGAAGCAGUUCAACGUGUGAUGGAAUCAAACUAUGCCUUCAUUGGUGAAUCAAUCUCUCAAGACCUUGCAGCUGCCAGGCACUGCAAUUUGAUCAGGGCCCCUGAAGUUAUCGGAGCCAGAGGAUUUGGCAUUGCCACUACCCAGGCAUCCCUGUGGACUAAGAAGCUCUCCAUUGCUGUCCUCAAACUGCGCGAAUCGGGCGAUCUCGACUACUUGCGCAACAAGUGGUGGGAGACCAGCUGCCUUCACAAAAGUAGGGACAGAUGGAGUCCGCUGCAGCCCCAGGCUCUGGGUGGGCUCUUUCUUACUCUUGCAAUUGGCCUGGCACUGGGAGUGAUUGCAGCUGUGGUGGAGCUCUCGAAUAAGAGCAGACACGCCGCUGGACACGUAAAGAAAUCUUGUUGCUCUGUUUUUACAGAAGAAAUGUGCACUCGUCUACGUAUAAAAGAAAAUACAAGACAAAGCCAGGAGACUUCAGGGAGGGCUAAUGCUUAAGAAUUUUUUGCUUAAGGAAUGGGCCUGUAUUAGGUUUAUACCAUAUGUAUUUCAUAGGAACUACAUCAAUGUAGAAAGAUGUUUUUCUGCAAGGCUAGAGUGUUAGUUUUCUAAUUACAAACACACACAGAGAACACCUCUGGAUUGGUGGUGGAGCUGGAUACAGAAGAAAAUUAAGUGGCUUGGAAGAAUUUAAAUUGACAAGGGAUAGAGUGUAAUUGUUAAAAAUAAGGGAGGUUAACAACUUGGGAAAACAAAUUUGAGAUGGCUAAGAUGGUGGAUCCGUAUUUAGUUUAGAAGUUUACUAUGUAAGUACACGAACGCCUGUAGGAGUAAGUGACUUGGGGUAGGUUAAUAUGAAGCCUCUGAUUACUAAUUACAGUAUGAGGUACAAUCUUGAAAAAUUAAAGCUCUCAUCUGACUGUUCUAA
This is a messenger RNA of Aquila chrysaetos chrysaetos, 3255 nucleotides long. Its product is annotated as probable glutamate receptor. Gene Ontology annotation, molecular function: AMPA glutamate receptor activity; transmitter-gated monoatomic ion channel activity involved in regulation of postsynaptic membrane potential. Bases 1362 to 2825 code for a protein of 487 amino acids. Gene Ontology annotation, cellular component: plasma membrane; postsynaptic membrane; dendritic spine. The transcript has 11 exons. Lineage: Eukaryota; Metazoa; Chordata; Aves; Accipitriformes; Accipitridae. The record is from RefSeq and is a predicted model, not a curated record. Gene Ontology annotation, biological process: synaptic transmission, glutamatergic; monoatomic ion transport; modulation of chemical synaptic transmission.